AUGGGCGAGGAAGACCGCAGACCGACCUCCGAAAACGCCACUCUUUUCCAGGCAUUCGAAUGGAACGUCCCUGCCGAUAACGCACACUGGAAACGGCUUACUAGAGUUCUACCCGCUCUCUCUUCCGCCGGCAUAAGCGCACUCUGGCUGCCACCGGGCUGCAAAGCUGCGUCCCCCGAAGGUAACGGCUACGACAUCUACGAUCUGUACGAUCUAGGCGAAUUCGAACAAAAGGGCACUCGGGCAACGAAAUGGGGCACUAAGGAAGACCUUCUUGAACUCAGCAAGCUUGCCAAGGAGAAGGGCGUAGGUCUCCACUGGGACGCGGUGCUCAACCACAAAGCGGGCGCAGACAAGACAGAGAAAUGCCGUGUCAUUGAAGUCGACGAGAACGACCGCACAAAAGAAAUCUCAGAGCCGUAUGAGAUCGAGGGAUGGCUGGGCUUCGACUUUCCCGGCCGCGGCGACAAAUAUUCCGCGAUGAAGUACCACUGGGAGCACUUUUCAGGCACGGACUGGGACCAGGCCAACGAAAAGAAAGCUAUCUACAAGAUCCAGGGCGAUAACAAGGGUUGGUCUAACAGUGUUGACGCAGAGCAGGGCAACGCCGACUACAUGAUGUUCGCGGACAUCGACUACAGCCACCCUGAGGUUGACGCCGAUGUAAAGAAUUGGGGGACAUGGAUCACGAAAGAGGUCGGCCUAAGUGGCUUCCGGCUUGACGCCGUGCAACAUUUCAGCGAGCGCUUCACAAAUGAGUGGAUCGAUAACCUGCGCGAUACGUGCAGUCACGACAUCUUCCUCGUUGGCGAAUUCUGGAAUGGUAAUGUAGAGCAAAUGCUUCCCUGGCUAGACGCUAUGCACCACAAAUUCAGCCUCUACGAUGCACCCCUCGUGUACAACUUCAGCUCUAUUAGCACGACCGAAGGCGCCGAUCUACGCAAAGUCUUUGACAAUACGCUUGUCCAACGCGUACCAGAGAAGGCAGUCACAGUCGUUAUGAACCACGACACGCAGCCCGGACAGACAGUCGCAACACCCAUCGAGGGCUUCUUCAAGCCGCUGGCAUACAGCCUUAUCCUCCUGCGUGGGGAGGGCUACCCUUCCGUGUUCUAUGGCGACAUGUACGGCAUGCAGGGCGAUCAUGCGGAGCCACCUGCCUGUGGGAAUAAACUCGCCGACCUGGUGCUUGCGCGAAAACUAUAUUCGUAUGGCGACCAGGAAGACUACUGGGACAAUGCGAAUUGCAUUGGGUGGGUGAGGAGGGGGACAUGGGAUAAACCGGCGGGGUUGGCGGUCGUUAUGAGCAACAAGGGACCUGGAGAGAUACGGAUGGCUGUGGGAGAGACGCACAAGGGUGAGAGAUGGACGGAUGUACUUGGUUGGGAAGAGGAUGAGGUUGAGAUCGACGACGAGGGAUACGGGGUGUUCAGAUGCCCGGGCGUCAGUGUGAGUGUUUGGGUGAGGAAGGAUGCCGAGGGUCGGGAUCAAUUCCCCGUGAAUCUCGAUUCGAACAUCUACGAGAAGUAG
This is a messenger RNA of Didymosphaeria variabile, 1530 nucleotides long. RefSeq lists its product as uncharacterized. Gene Ontology annotation, molecular function: hydrolase activity, hydrolyzing O-glycosyl compounds; calcium ion binding. Gene Ontology annotation, biological process: carbohydrate metabolic process. The coding region runs from base 1 to 1530 and encodes 509 amino acids. The transcript has 2 exons. NCBI's taxonomy places the organism in Eukaryota, Fungi, Ascomycota, Dothideomycetes, Pleosporales, Didymosphaeriaceae. The record is from RefSeq and is a predicted model, not a curated record.